AUGAAUCGUGAAGAAGAAAUAGAGGCUGCUGUCAAAUCUUUCCUCAAUUAUGAAGACUACCUUGAUUCAAUGUUGACAAAAGACGAUCUAACGUUCUUGAAGGACAAAGAAAUAUGCCACGAGCUGCUCACACUAGGAUACCAUUCUAACAAAAGAGUCAUAUCUAAACAAGAUUUCGAGCGAAAGAAGGAAGAACUGAGGAAAGAUAUCAUAGAAAAGAGCAAGAAGGAAUUAAAAUUGUAUAGUGAUGGUGUCACCUGUCAUGGAGCUCUGAUGCAAGCACUUGCAAAACGAGAAGAAAGCAAUGUGAUGGGACGCAUUUCAACAAUCAUCUUUUUGAGGGAUACCAAUGAUAAACGUGAAGAAGUAUCCGCUUACAUCGAUUACGCUCACAGGCUGUCCACAGAAAACUGGGAACCUUACUUUGAUGGGAGAAAAAAACUCUUGCCUGUAGAGACCGAUAUUAGCUUUUAUAACUGGAGCAAGGAGCAAGCGUUCAGCACCUGUAGUCCUAAUUUUGGUGUUUUGACCGAUAAAGAUUCCUGUAAGCUGCUCUUCAUUUGUAAGAAAGAUGACUACAUCAUGGAUGUGAACCCUAAGGGUCAGCGAGGUGAUGCUGAUGAAGGUUUCUUCAGACAUGAUGUUCACGAUCCAGAAUAUUCUCAAGCAGUCAUUUUUGAUCAUGUUGUUUCCAGACCUGUAAUUUGA
This is a messenger RNA of Uloborus diversus, 708 nucleotides long. Its product is annotated as cilia- and flagella-associated protein 299-like. The record is from RefSeq and is a predicted model, not a curated record. Bases 1 to 708 code for a protein of 235 amino acids. Lineage: Eukaryota; Metazoa; Arthropoda; Arachnida; Araneae; Uloboridae. The transcript is spliced from 6 exons.